AUGUCGAAAACUUUGGAACCACCAUUACCCACAUAUCUGGUCAAUUUUGAAAACUAUCUGAAACCCAAAAAACUAAACCAGUGUCAGUCCCUUCAGCAUUUUGAGAAGCCCAAAGGACGAAUCUCGUAUCUCACAAGGAGCCUUAAGCGUUUAAAACUUCUGAGGUGGUACUAUAGUCUCUCGAAAUCCUUUGGACAACUGCCUUUGCCUAGAUUUCUGGGCUUCCUGCGUGCCCGCAAGGACGAUGGCCUGUGCAAACGGAAAACGGGCUUUGAGAUCUACUGUGAGAUGGCCAGCAUUCAUGGCUUUCACAUUUUUGUGGGGGCCAAAACCUGGCAGAGAAUCCUCUGGUGGCUGCUCAUUUGCACCGCGGUUCUGCUCUCAUUCAUCAUUGUGAUUAUGUCUCUUUCGAUGAGUAGGGAAGCUCCCACUAUACACUUUAUAGACACCAUGAUGAAGCCCACAUCAGAGGUUUCCUUUCCUGCAGUCACCAUUUGUGGACUCAAUAAGAUUUCCAAGGAAAGAUUACUUGCCAAAUCAAGGGAAUAUCUGAACUCUUCCAUAGCAGAAAAACUAUCGCAUAGAAAUGCAAGUUGGUUACGACUCCUGGAAGAUCUAAGUCCUUCGAUCUGUGAGCAAGUCAAGAGCUGUCAGUGGGAAAAUCGCUUGGAAAACUGUGGGGAAAAACUGCAUCCGAUCUGGACUCCCGACCAAAGACUGUGUUGCAGCUUUAAUUACCAACAGCUGCGUUUUUAUUCGAGUUUAGGUCUUAGUGUGGUGUUAAGCUCUGAUAAUAGAGACUUUGGAAGCUCUUCUACUGCAUCCGCUGGAUUUGAGAUCCUUAUACAUGAAUCUCACGAAAUACCUAGUGGUUUCACUCCGAAAUUACAUGUACCCAGCAGAUCUGAGGCUCAUUUAAUGGUCCGACCUUUUGUUAACCGACUUACAGAAAGUCUGGACAGCAUAGAUCUUGACAAGAGAGCUUGUUAUUUACCUAAAGAACGAAGUCUAUUUAAUUUUUCUGUGUACAGCCAAGGAAAUUGCUUGGCCGAGUGUCGCAGCGAAGGAAUCUUCAGAUCCUGCGGCUGUAUUCCCCCGAACUCUCCCGGUCGAAAUGGUUGGACACUCUGCGACCUUCAGCAAAUCCAGUGCACCAUUAAUUAUGAUAAUGCCGAUCGAAUCAAUGAAGAACAAAAGAUAUGCAAAUGCCUUCCGCCUUGCCAAUUCCAUCGCUAUGAGUUUCAAGGUGAUAUUCGACUUUUAAAGGAGAUGACUAACAAUAGUAUUGGAGACUCAAGUCAAAUUUCCCCAAAUGAGGUUCGACUUCGCAUUUACUACGACACACCGAUAGCUGAGGAGCAAGUCCUGGAUAUCUACGAAAAUUGGCUGACAUUCAUAGGCACCUUUGGCGGCAUUACCGGACUAUUUAUGGGCUGCAGUUUUGUGUCGGUCUUUGAGCUGGUUUUCUUCACCUGUGUGCGACCCACCUGCAAUUGGCUGACCCGCCAGCAGAUACUUUGGAGGAGGCGGCAAAAGGUUGCAGUCAUAAGAACGGGCUAA
Messenger RNA from Drosophila serrata, 1560 nucleotides. RefSeq names its product pickpocket 11 (gene ppk11). NCBI's taxonomy places the organism in Eukaryota, Metazoa, Arthropoda, Insecta, Diptera, Drosophilidae. The record is from RefSeq and is a predicted model, not a curated record. Gene Ontology annotation, biological process: sodium ion transmembrane transport. Gene Ontology annotation, molecular function: ligand-gated sodium channel activity. Gene Ontology annotation, cellular component: plasma membrane.